GCCCAACCUCAGACUCUUAUGAAACUUGAUAUCUCUUUGUCAGCCCACCAUGGAGCUCCUGGGACUGACUACUAUCAUCUUGCUGGUCUGCAUCUCAUGUCUUCUUCUCUUUGCAGCAUGGAGAAGGAUAUCACGAACAGAGAAGGAGCCUCCAGGUCCUAUGUCCCUCCCCGUCAUUGGAAACGUGUUCCAGCUGAACCCGUGGAACUUGGCUGAAAGCUUGAAGGAGCUCAGCAAGAAGUAUGGUCCUGUCUUCACAAUACAUUUAGGCCCCCAAAAGGUUGUGGUGCUGUAUGGCUAUGAAGCUGUGAAAGAAGCCCUGAUCGAUCAGGCAGAUAACUUCAGCGGAAGAGGAAAUCUGCCAUUGCUUAAAAAACUCUUUGAAGGCACAGGCAUUGUAACCAGCAAUGGGGAGACCUGGAGGCAGCUCCGACGAUUUGCCCUCACCACUCUGCGUGACUUUGGGAUGGGGAAGAAGAGUAUCGAGGCACGAAUCCAGGAGGAAGCUGGUUUUCUGGUGGAGAGGCUCAGGAACACACACGAGAAACCUUUUGACCCUAGCAGUUUCUUAAUCCAUGCUGUUUCCAACAUCAUCUGCUCUAUUGUCUUUGGGGAUCGGUUUGAUUAUGAGGACAAGAAAUUUCUAACUUUAAUUCAGUUGAUGGAAGAAAAUAACAGGCUUCAGAACAGCGUACAGACACAGAUAUACAAUUUCAUCCCAAAUAUCAUGGACCGUUUACCUGGACCCCAUAAGACACUCAUUAAAAAUAUUGACAAUGUAAAUCAAUUUAUUUCUGAAAUAGUAACAGCGCACCAGGAAUCUCUGGAUCCCAGUUGUCCUCGAGAUUUUAUUGAUGCUUUCAUCAACAAAAUGGAACAGGAGAAAGGGAAAAGUCACUCAGAAUUCACCGUUGAUACCUUGACCAGAACCACGCUCGACUUGUUCCUUGCAGGAACAGGGACAACCAGCAAUGCCCUGAGAUAUGGACUUCUGAUACUCCAAAAACACCCAGAUAUUGAAGAGAAAAUGCAGCAGGAGAUUGACCGUGUGAUUGGCCGAGACCGAAGUCCUUGCAUGGCAGACCGAAGCCAGAUGCCCUACACAGAUGCUGUGAUUCAUGAAAUCCAGAGAUUCAUUGAUUUCCUUCCACUUAAUGUCCCACAUGCUGUGACCAAAGACACCAAGUUCAGAGACUAUUUUAUCCCCAAGGACACUAUGAUAUUCCCUAUGCUGUCUCCCAUCCUAAAAGACAGCAAGGAAUUUCCAAAUCCUGAAAAAUUUGACCCAGGACACUUCCUGAAUCCAAACGGUACCUUUAAAAAGAGUGACUACUUCAUGCCAUUUUCUGCAGGAAAACGCAUCUGUGCAGGCGAAGGCCUGGCCCGGAUGGAGAUAUUCAUAUUUCUAACAUCCAUUCUGCAGAACUUUACUUUGAAACCUGUUGUGGAUCGGAAGGACAUUGACACUUCCCCAAUAAUCACCAGUCUGGCAAAUGUGCCCCGAUCUUACCAGGUCGGUUUUGUUCCCCGUUAGACAAUGAAGACAGUUGGCAGCUCCCAAAUUCAUGAAAAUUCUGUUUGCAUUGAAGUCAUUUCCCAGCUUGAUGAGACUGAGAUCAUUGUUAUAUUCUUUAUGGAGAUAAAUAUUAUACUUAAAAAAAAA
Molecule: messenger RNA, 1663 nt
Organism: Anas platyrhynchos (mallard)
Lineage: Eukaryota; Metazoa; Chordata; Aves; Anseriformes; Anatidae
Product: cytochrome P450 2H1
Biological process (GO): epoxygenase P450 pathway; xenobiotic metabolic process
Cellular component (GO): intracellular membrane-bounded organelle; cytoplasm
Molecular function (GO): oxidoreductase activity, acting on paired donors, with incorporation or reduction of molecular oxygen, reduced flavin or flavoprotein as one donor, and incorporation of one atom of oxygen; heme binding; iron ion binding
Source: RefSeq, a predicted model, not a curated record